CGAUCAUAUUCCCGCCCUAUCCACCACCACCCUCUGCUUGUAAGCUUCAACACGACACCCACAAUGAAGCUAGCAGAACUCAAAAGCCACGACGACCAAGAACUCAACGAGCCAUGGCGAGCCCUGCAAUUCGGCGGCACCCCGGAACCCAACAGCAACAGCAUCCUCUGGUACUUCGCCUGGUCGCCCUUCUGGGACCCCUCCUGCAACAACAAAGCCCUCGAGAACCAGGCCCAACAACUACCCAACGGCCAAGCCAUACUGAACAGUCGGCAGGAAUUCGAGGCUACGCUUCGAGCACAGUAUCCCACGGGCGUGCAGUUCGUCGUCUCUUCCGAGGCGCAGGAUCGGACGCAUCCUUGGGUGAUUCAGCGGCAGAAUCGGUUUUUCGAGGAUAAGGAGAUUAAGACGGAAGUGGAAGGGAUAUAUUAUACCAGGGGCGCGGUGCUGCAGGCGGCGCCGAAGUUGAUGGAUGUGGUGGAUAACCAGCUUUUCUCAAUCUCCCGCCUCAUGGACGAAUUCCUCGAAACCAGCAGCGCACUCGACCACUGGUCCCCAUCCACGGGACACACUUACCUCCCACCCUCCUACAAAUCGAAAACCGACGGCGGGCUCGCCCAAAUAUCGAGCCGUGCAGGCAGCGUAGUACCUGGCGGCGACACCGACGCGUCACAGCCCGCCGCAGCAUCGGCCCAACAGAGCCAAAUGACCGAAUUCUCGGACGCCUUCUUCCUUCAAUCGCUCAACCUGACGAAUCGGUAUCGGAACGAGUACAUGGACGAGAACCCGUUGCAAGGCGAACCCGGCGCUUUUGUCUUCGCUUCCACGAAUAAGCAGGUCGAAGCCAGGAAUAAGGCACAAGCUGCGGCCGCAGCUCAGACGAGCGCCGCUACAGGCACGACCGCAGUAUCUGCGGGGAAGCCCGUUGAGGGAGGGAGUGCGGGAAACAGCGCCGCUCCGACACCCAAAGCUGCGCCUAAUGAAGCAACGUCUCGGAAGGGUAGUACAGUGGGCAUGCCACCAAAGGUCAAGGGGAGGCGGAAGAGCAAAGGAGGUGCGAGUCCUGUGACACCGACGGCCCCUGGGGGGUUUUAAGGCGGAGAAGAGAGGCUUUUUCUUUCACAUUUAUGAUACCCAGUAUGUCAUUGAGCAUGCUACAAUAUUGCCGUCCGACGUACUACUACAUGGAGUAUUGGACGCGGUCAACUAAACAUAUCGAGUUUGCCUUUUCAGAGGUGGAGAAAAGGACAUCUCAAGGAGGCGGGGGAUGACAUAUGCCAUAUGCAUUAUCCAAUUCAAGAUCACUGAGUCGAGGGCAAUAGGAUAGUCUCAGUGACUUGAUAACCGUCCUCAAGCCGAGCUACAAGCACGUAUAUGUAC
This is a messenger RNA of Westerdykella ornata, 1380 nucleotides long. RefSeq lists its product as uncharacterized. Gene Ontology annotation, cellular component: core mediator complex; mediator complex. Lineage: Eukaryota; Fungi; Ascomycota; Dothideomycetes; Pleosporales; Sporormiaceae. Gene Ontology annotation, biological process: regulation of transcription by RNA polymerase II. Bases 64 to 1095 code for a protein of 343 amino acids. The transcript is spliced from 2 exons. Gene Ontology annotation, molecular function: transcription coactivator activity. The record is from RefSeq and is a predicted model, not a curated record.